Monodelphis domestica (gray short-tailed opossum) is the source of this 4496-nucleotide messenger RNA. The record is from RefSeq and is a predicted model, not a curated record. Lineage: Eukaryota; Metazoa; Chordata; Mammalia; Didelphimorphia; Didelphidae.
GCGGUGAGGCGAGCGCCGUCAGGCGCCAAAGUGUUUUUUUUGCCCGAGCCGAGCGGCUGCUGCUAGCGGAGGCGCCAUAUUGAAAGGGACAAAACUCCGGCGACAGCGAGUGACACAAACAAACCCCCGGACCCUCCCCCUAUUUCCCCAGCUCUAAGGGCCGAGAUGUUGUACCUAGAGGACUAUCUGGAGAUGAUUGAGCAGCUGCCGAUGGACCUGAGGGAUCGCUUCACGGAGAUGAGAGAGAUGGAUCUGCAGGUGCAGAAUGCUAUGGAUCAACUAGAGCAGAGAGUCAGUGAAUUCUUUAUGAAUGCAAAGAAAAAUAAACCUGAAUGGAGAGAAGAACAAAUGACAUCCAUCAAAAAAGAUUAUUAUAAAGCUUUGGAAGAUGCAGAUGAGAAGGUACAGUUGGCAAACCAGAUAUAUGACUUGGAAUAAUAAUCAAGGCAUCACCACCAUUCCUAAAAAGAUGUCAGCCAAGGUCUCCACUCACUUUCCACAUGACUUCCUUGACCAAACUACUCUUUCCUGGCUACUACACCCUUCUGUAUGUUGUUUUCCCCUGUUAGAGUGUAAGCUCCUUGAGAGUAGGGGUUGUCUUGCUUUUUGUAUUUGUAUUCCCAGCACUUAAGACAGUGCCAAGUAUGUAGUAAGUGCUUAAUAAAUGCCUUUUCAUUAAUUUCCUUUUAUUAAAUAUGCUGAAUUUGGUAUUGGUAGGAAUGUGACUAUAAGGUGAUGUAAUUCAUUUUUCAUAAAUGUACCAGAACUUAAAUAUUCAAUUGAAUGUUGUCCCAUUGUUGCUCAGAACAUUUAUGGAACCCAUUGGAAUUGCCUUCAGAGUCUGUGUCACAUUUCAAAAAUGUCUUCAGGGUGGUAAAUUUUCUUUUAAGGGUAGAUUUGCUUUAUGGAAACAACUAAAAGACAUUUGGAACCAAGUCUUAUAAGGUGAGUGAUCAAGCUAGGUAAUGUCUUUUUGUGCCAAAAAAAUAAAACUUGCCUUUAAAAUAAUGUGACAUUGUUUUGUGUGGCUCUUAAAUUUACGCUGACUUACAGUCUACUACCUACCUUUUCCACUGUACCACUCUACAACUUAAUGGUGGUAUUUAAAUAUUUUCUUCCUUGAAAAUAAGGAUUUCAAUGGCCAUACAAAUGAUUUCAGAAGAAUUUAUGGAAAUGAUUCACUUAGUAGAGAAGUCAGUAAAUGGUUUUACUAUGAUAAAUUAGCUAUACUCCCUGGAAUAUCACUGUUACACAUUUAAGUGACAGUCUUUACAAAUAACAUUAAAAGAUAAAAGUUAAAGUACUCUACUUAAAAUUUAGAGUUCAGGGAGCUUAAAAUACUCAUAUGUUCUAUGGAUAAGGGAGUUGAGAUAUGAGGAAUUUAUUAUUACUCUUUAAUGCUUUCUGUCUGGCUCAUGGGGAGGUUGUGAGAACUGCUAUCUCAUUGUUUUUUUUUAAAUGCACUAAACUUUUUGAUUUUUAUAUAAAUGCAAAAAAAUAAUAUUCAUGCAUCAUUAAACAAUAACUCACAGUAGUUAUAAUUACUGUUAUAUAUGGAUAAUUAAUAUUUUAUGAACAUUUUAAUAAAAUUUGCCCUAGUGGGCUACUAUGACUUGUGGCAUAUAUAAUCUAGCUAAAACAAAUUAUGUUAUGAUUAUGUUAUGUUAUUAUUAAGUAGGUAGUGUGGUGUAGAGGACAGAGACCUGGCCUUGGAAUCAGGAUUACUUGGGUUCAAGUCCCACCUCUGAUAUGCUGAAUGUGUCACCCUUGGCAAGUCACUUAAUGUCUCAGUGGCCCAGGUAACUCUAUAAGAUUGUAAGUUGCAGAGAAAAUACAAAUUUACAUUGGUAGAGAGGAUUUCUAUCUUGAAAGUUACCUUUAUCAAUGGAAUUGCAGGUGCAAUUUUCAAACUUGUUCUAAGAGUUACUUUUAAUUUCACUUCAUUCUAUAACCAUACACUUCAUGUAUAACACUGAUUUGUCUUCUUGCAAGUUUUCCCUUAGUUAUCAAAAAAACACUGCUAAAGGAGUUUGGUUGGACUAGCAAAAGUUCAUCCUCACUAAUGAAAAUAUAACUUAAAAUGCAUACUUUAUUAACUGUCAUAGACUAUCACUAUCUAUUGUUAGAUUUGGAAGGAUGGCACAUUUACUUAUAGUUGACAGACUGAGUAAAGUUACUUUUGUGUCAAAUGUAUCUCUUUUUGGCUCUUUUGAGCUUCAAAGCUUAAAAUGUUUCCAUGGUAGUAACUAGGCUUCAUGUCUGGUCCAGAAGAGGAAGUUGUUAUAGUGUGGAUGGUAUGGUCCUGAAUAAGCUCUGUGACUUUGAGGAAGUCAUUUAAUUUUUUAGAACCACAGUUUCCUCAUUUCUUAAAGGAGAGUAUUAGAUUAAAUUAUCUUUAAUUCCCUUUCUAACAUUCUUUUACCUUGAAAAGGCCCUAAGGAUAUGGAACCAUAAUGGAGAUUUUUGACCUAUCUUGGACCUAUCUGGAUACCAGGGUUCUGUGAUCCAUGAAAACUAUUCCUCCCCACCUCCCCUCAUUAGCUGUGGUACAGAAUAAAGUUCUCCAGCCCAGGCUCAUACUCCUAGAAGGUAGGAUGUAGGUCCCCAGAGACCACCUAUCAACCAAUGACUACCUAACAAAUAAUAAUGAAAAUUGUUUCAUUUUUGGAUUCAGGUUACUGUCUUUUGGUAUUUGUACAUUAUGCUUAAUAUUAUAAUUACAAAGUAAUUUUUGCUCCUCUACUAAAGUAUUUAUAUCCAUUAUUGUUAGACUUUUAGAAAUUGUCUGUUAUUUGGGGUCCCUAAAUGUUAGUACUUUAUUUGAAUUUGUAAACCUUCUUUUCCCAUUUCCUAUGGUGUUCUUUUUUCCUCUUCUCUUAAUUGAAGCAGAUUUCUUCCAUUUUAAUUAUGUACAAUAGCCUUUUUGCUUUUUUUUUACUUGCCACUGUAUUAGUUUUAUCUCAUAGGUAUAGAAUUUGAUAGUAGAAUGUUAAUAAAGACAUUUUAAAAUACUAAUAUAGAAAAUCUUAUCGACAAAUUCAAUACUUAGGAAAAUGUGGCUAAUAUGCUACCCUUCUAGGAACCUGUAACUCACAAAUAGUCUUUAAAUGCUUAUUUGUACUCCUGCCAGAUUUCAUUGUCAUGAAAAUGAAUUAGAAUAUAAUACCUAAUAAGAGUUUAUUUAUAUAAUCUGAUAUAAUUUGAACUUUUGGUUAAUGCUUGAUUAAUUUUAACAAUCUUUUACUAUUCCCAGUAACCUUGAAUAUGCUUUUUUAUAUACCCUUGAUUAUUUCUAAGAUGACUCAUAUACAUUAUUGUUAACAUAUAUUACCUGUAAAUUUGAAAAAUCAAAAUCAUUUGAUCCUCAGAUUAAAUUAAUAUAGCAUAUGACAUUAUUUUGAUUUAACUCUCACACCUUUUUGAGACCGGAUGUACCCAUCUCUUCUCUACUAGAAGUACUGCAGCCACUCAUAGGCCUAAUUCCAUUGCUCACUGGAUUUCACCUGCUCUGUUCCUUGAUCUCAUUGAGGUUCAACAUAGGUCCUGCUAUUGCUUAAUAUACAGAAUUUUUUGGAUGUUAGCACAUAUCUAAUGAUGUAGAUGUAGAUAAAGUAGCUUUAUUUUGUUGUUAGAAGACUGACUCUCAACUCCAUGGAGUGAGAAUGAGAACUGAGCUAGGCUAUAUGUAAUCUUAUUCCUCCAACCUAGAUAACUGUGAUAAUCAUCAUACAAUUUCUGAUUGGAAUAUUUCUCUCAUCUCUUCCAUUUAUUGAAAUACUGCCUUCUUUAAUGCCUAGUUCAACUGUACUUAUUCCAUAAUCAAACCUCAGUUAGUCUUUUUUCCUCCAUUACAUAUUAUUUUAUGCAAUAUGUAUCAUAUCUCCCACUAGAUAGUAAUCUUCAUGAAAGUAAGGACUAUCUCUUUGCAUCUCCCCUGUAAUCUUCACUUUUUCUUUUCUUUUCCUUUUCAAUUUUUUUCCUCUUUGUUUUUGGUCUGGACUUGUGAGUUCCCUGAAUUGAUGCAGAUCAGCAACUUAUUUAUAUUUUUCUAGUCUGGAAAGGUCACCUGGGGACAGUGAGAGGUUAAGUGACUUGUCUAUGAUUUCACAUCUUGUCUGUAUCGGUGAUAGGACUUGGACCCAGGAAUCCUGACUCCUGGCCAGCUUUUUGUUCACUAUGCCAGAGAUGUCAAACAUGGGUCCCAUUGAGCCAGUGCACCAGAAUCAGAUUCAAAUUUUACUGGGAAAUGUCCAACAAAAUAAAUAUAAGUGCAAUACAAUGUAGAUAAAGUUAAUUUGUGGCUUUCUAAAUCAAUAAUUAUCUAUUUCUAUUGUUAUCACUAUACUACCUAUAUACCAUGCUGCUUCUUUGUCUUACAAUUUAGUAGGUAUUUAAUAACUAUGUGUAUAAAUUUUCUUUAAUUCAAAUGUUUUAUUUUCAUUCUCUAAGUGAUAUUUGUGAGUCCUAUAAAAGAUUAAAAUAUUUCUUUUGGAUAA